Molecule: messenger RNA, 573 nt
Organism: Hansenula ciferrii
Lineage: Eukaryota; Fungi; Ascomycota; Saccharomycetes; Phaffomycetales; Wickerhamomycetaceae
Product: 60S ribosomal protein uL6
Exons: 1
Coding region: 1-573 (190 amino acids)
Biological process (GO): cytoplasmic translation
Cellular component (GO): ribosome; cytosolic large ribosomal subunit
Molecular function (GO): structural constituent of ribosome; rRNA binding
Source: RefSeq, a predicted model, not a curated record
AUGAAAUACAUCAGAACUGAUCAAACCUUAGAUAUCCCAGAAGGUGUUAAAGUUAACAUCAAAUCAAGAAUCGUCACUGUUACCGGUCCAAGAGGUACUUUGACCAAAAACUUGCGUCACAUUGAUAUUACUUUCACCAAAUUAUCUGACAAACAAAUUAAAAUCACCGUCCACAAUGGUGACAGAAAACAUGUUGCUGCUUUAAGAACUGUUAAAUCUUUAAUCGCUAACAUGGUUACCGGUGUCACUAAAGGUUACAAAUAUAAAUUAAGAUAUGUUUAUGCGCAUUUCCCAAUUAACGUUAACGUUGUUGAAAAUGAUGGUAAAAAAUCUAUUGAAAUCAGAAAUUUCUUAGGUGACAAACAAAUCAGACAAGUUCCAGUUCAUGAAGGUGUUUCAGUUGAAUUCUCAGCCAACCAAAAAGAUGAAGUUGUCUUAUUAGGUAACUCUGUUGAAGCUGUUUCACAAAACGCUGCUGAUAUCCAACAAAUCUGUAGAGUUAGAAACAAAGAUAUCCGUAAAUUCUUGGAUGGUAUCUACGUUUCAGAAAAAGGUACUAUUGAAACUGAUUAG